This is a messenger RNA of Venustampulla echinocandica, 2541 nucleotides long. RefSeq lists its product as uncharacterized. Gene Ontology annotation, molecular function: mRNA binding. NCBI's taxonomy places the organism in Eukaryota, Fungi, Ascomycota, Leotiomycetes, Helotiales, Pleuroascaceae. Bases 1 to 2541 code for a protein of 846 amino acids. The transcript is spliced from 11 exons. Gene Ontology annotation, cellular component: nucleus. Gene Ontology annotation, biological process: mRNA export from nucleus. The record is from RefSeq and is a predicted model, not a curated record.
AUGAUUGCAAGAUCUGUGACAUCCAGAGGCUUCUUACACCUGAAGACGGCCAGAGGAACAAUUCGCCCUCACUGGCUGCCAACAUGUCGCCUGUACUCAGCUAGGACUGCUGUACCUCACGGACAGAUCCAUCCCCAAUCACCAAAGCCCCAAGGCUUUGAGCUUACUUCUCAAACCACCAUAAUAGCACCGAGAUCCAGUUCUCAAGCCCGACUUGAGAUUUUAAAGGGUUUAGAGCGAACGUUUCGCAUUUCAAAGCCAAAAUGGACGGAAUUCGUGAGGAAUCCUCAAGCUUUAGUAAUAUUGGGGACACCCGAAUUUGUGGAAUGGCUUGAAGAUGAUGAAUUGAUCCGGGAUGUUCUGGCGAAAAUUACCAGACCGUUGGAGAAUCAAGGCGUUGCCCCUAUCGAGGUUGAUAUACUCUGUGCUUGUGUCGAUGGGUUAGCUCCCUCUAUCGAACUUGCGUCGAGUGUGAGUCAAGUGAUCCCCCCACCUCAAGGGCUUUCUUUUCUCCACGGCCGAUCAAAAGAUAUUCUUCCGGGCCUUUGGGACAAAGAGGAUUCAUCGGCACCGAGUAACGAAAAAUUAUCCACCCUUACUUUCUCGGGCGGACAAAAGCAUCCCAUGGAUCUCACAGUGCCUUUGGCCAACACCCUAUUUACGACCGGGAAAUAUUCAACCCUCCUGGCAUCGAGAUGGCGAGCUACGGAUGGUUCCUUCACCAAGGUGAAAUUCGUAGAUAAGCGCCGACAGAUCAUUAACGUUUUUGAUGGCAUGCACCAAGACAAAACGAUGAUGUCUAUUCCUGCUAUUCCAUUGACCCCAAAUAGAAGAAUUACGGAAGGGCUUGGCAACAUCAUUCGCAAGCUUGACUUUGGUGCCGGCGGCAUUGGACCUGCAUCUCGCGAACUAGAAAGUGCGGUCCACGCCUAUAUAAAGACCAAUCCGAUGAGCUAUGUCUGGGCAUUUAUCACUCCUAAGGAUGUUGCCGAGGCUGGGCCUGUUGAUUCAUAUAAUGGACCUUUUCCUGUAACAAAACAUACGAAUGGGGGCGAGGUUGAUCAAUUACAUCCAAUCUACAUUGCUCGACGGAUUCUUAGAGGCGAUAUACUUUGUCGUGUUUUAAGCGGAGGUGGUGGCUGGGGCAACAAGCAGGGCCUGCUCUCGUUGGAUCCCCAAACAACAUACUACGGCAAGAAUCACGUACCGCUAGAGUUUUCACAUAGAACUAUGGAAGAACAGCAAACCUCAGCACUCGGAAUUUUAGCAGAGCCAGGAGCUUUCAUCCAAUUCUUUACCACCAAACCUGGGAGCAAUGAAAUUACACGAACUCAAGUCAGCGGGUCAGAUCCGUCCGUUCGGAGUGUCGUUGUUGGUACAAUUCCCAGCCCGGUGGAUGGAAUAGCCAUGGAGAUAUCCGAUGAUGCAAACGAUACGAUCGAAAUCCAAGGGGGCCAUUUCGGAUGUGUUUCACAGGCCGGUUUAUAUAUCCACAAGGAUCGAGAAAACAAGGAGCCGUACGAGACGAAGGUCGACCUCCCGUACUCGUUCUUCUAUUCGGGUACCGCAUCAGCUUUUCCCCCAGCGCAUCCCACCGAAAUUGCUACAGUACCACUUACCUCAACCCCUGAACCACGUCCCUACCUAAGAGAGGUGGACGAACUCGAGGACGCCGUGGCCCUAGCAGGAAUGACCGCAAUGAAUACCCUCGUGACGGCGCACCUCUUUGUUUUCGCACAGUCCAUCCGAGAUGAUAGUAGAAACAUGGACUCCGAGUGGGUUCACGAUAAGUUCGACGAUAACUCGGGGCGCCGACCAGCUCGCGUCGAAAGGCGUUAUACUCCUGAACGAUCCUCCGAACCAAGCGCGAAGCUCCUUGUCGAAAAUUUACAUUAUGAUUUGACGGAGGAUGAUUUAGAUGAUCUUUUCAAUCGAAUUGGCACCGUCCUCAAGUUAUCACUUGUGUACGACCGCGCUGGCCGAUCUGAGGGCAUAGCUUAUGUGACCUAUGAAAACCCUCAGGAUGCAAAGCGGGCUAUUCGAGAAUUUGAUGGUGCAAAUGCAAAGGGUCAACCAAUUCGUCUCAUCUCCAUUCCCUCAGGUCCAUCCGCUGGCCGCCGAAACCCCUUCAACUCGGUCGUUGUCCCUGGCCGUUCAUUGGCAGAUCGUAUCACAAUGCCACCAGGCAGAAGCCGAUCCGAUUCGCCUGUCCGCCAUUCCGAUGUCAGUGGACCGGCUCCAAGCAAUGUCGACCGAUAUGUGCCAGGCCGUGGUACCCGGUCUCGCAGCCCUCAGCCCCGCCGAAGAGAUGGGAGACGACCUGGUGCUAGGAGAGAGCGAGGAGAGAGACGUGGCGGCCGUGGUGGAGGUGGAGGCGGUGAACGAAUUGCUAGAGAUGGCAGACCCAAGAAGACGCAAGAACAGCUCGAUGCUGAGAUGGAGGAUUAUUUCGGAGGCGGCGGCGAAAAGCAGAACGGCAGUGAAGCUGCUGCUGCUGGGGCCCCCGCAGGCGGCGAAGAUGAUAUUGAGAUGGUGGAGUAA